Saccharomycodes ludwigii is the source of this 897-nucleotide messenger RNA. RefSeq lists its product as uncharacterized. The record is from RefSeq and is a predicted model, not a curated record. Lineage: Eukaryota; Fungi; Ascomycota; Saccharomycetes; Saccharomycodales; Saccharomycodaceae. Bases 1 to 897 code for a protein of 298 amino acids. The transcript has a single exon.
AUGUUUCAUAAGGAAAAAUAUAAGACUAGCACACCAACUCUUAAACUUCAAAGCACCCCCAACUUGGCACAGUCCAAUCCUUCAACAGCAAAACCAAAGAUAAAAUGUUAUAAAACUAUUAUAUUGGGUCCACAGAAAUCGGGGAAAAGUGUCUUUUUAUCUAAACUAUCGAACGGCUUUUUCGAAGAGGUUCAUUAUCCUACAAAUUCUGAGAGAUUUAGUACAUUUAACAUAGAUUUGCCAAUAAAUGGCUACGAUUGUUAUAACUCCAACAAUAAUUCUCUUGGAGAAGCAACGGAUAAAGUUACAUUGCAUAAUGAUAACAGUUUGAUUUAUUUCGAAAUAUUAGAUACACACGGUAUUUCAAUGGGUGAAUAUAAAGAACAUUUAUGUCUUAGAAGUAAUGCAAGUAAUAUUACCAAUUCCAUUUUGCCUGGACGUUACAAUAUAAUACUAGAUUACGAAUUCUGGCGGCAGCAACAAUUUUUAGGUUGCUUUGUUAUGUUUAAUGUUAAUAACGUGGAUGAACUUAAAUUAACCUACGAAUACAUUUUACCUACAUUGCUUGAUUCUGGCGUUGAUAGUAAUAAGCUUGACAGUUCAAGCAAGCUAUGCUGUGUUGUCAUAAGUAAUAAUAACAACCAUAGAUGUGAGUAUUUUGAUCAAGAACAGCUAGAAUUAUGUAAGGAAUUGCUUAUUAGAAUCAAGGGAUUUCUUACUAAAUUUGCUUAUUGUGAUUAUGUUGAAUUAAAUGUCAAAGAUGAUGAUGUAACCAAAUUGCAGAUGCCUCUAAUUCGCUUAGGUGAAAUAAUAGAAAGAAGAAAAGGUUUUACUAGAAAAAUAAGUAGUAGCAAUGAUACGAUACAAAUCCAUCGAAAUGAAUGUAUUAUUCAGUAA